CAUUUUAAUUUUUGAAAAUUUUGGUGCAUCAUAGACCGCUAAAGGUGUGCUCGGAUAUUUCCGCCGGUUAAAGCAUUUUCAAUUCCUAAAUCUCCGUUUUCAACCCCAUCAACGAUAGUCAAAUUCAAUGCCUCAUUGUUUCAGUUCCAACUGCGCGUUUUCCCCCGCCGAUCUUCCACCACUUAUACAGUAAUAGUACUGGCAGUAACAUCGCCGUCGGAUGGAAUCGGCGAAUCCAAAGCCGGCGGUGGCGGGGAAUCCGAAGCUACUAUCGAUUGAGGUGGCGGAAGGAGUGGGCAUAGCUAGGAGGUGUUGGAUCAAGUUCAACAAGGAGGCCACUUCUGCGCUCUACACUCCAUUUGUGAUCUGUUUGGCUUCUGGAAAUCUCAACAUCCAGAGUUUCAGACAUUACAUCGCCCAGGACGUUCAUUUCCUCAAGGCCUUCGCUCAAGCGUUUGAGUUAGCAGAAGAAUGUGCAGAUGACGAUGAUGCAAAGAUUGGGAUUGGUGAAUUAAGAAAGGAUGUCCUGGAGGAAUUAAAAAUGCAUGAUUCUUUUGUCCAAGAAUGGGGAUUAGAAAUGGUCAAGGAGAGUACUAUCAAUCCAGCAACAUCUAAGUACACGGAUUUCUUGUUGGCUACAGCAUCAGGGAAGGUUGAAGGGGUGAAAGCUCCAGGUAAACUUGCCACUCCUUUUGAGAAAACGAAGUUGGCAGCUUAUACCCUUGGUGCUAUGACACCUUGCAUGAGACUUUAUGCGUACAUUGGUAAGGAGUUGCAGGGGCUUCUUGAUGGUAAAAGUAAUCAUCCAUACAAGAAGUGGAUUGAGAAUUACUCCUCCGAAGGUUUCCAGGCAUCAGCUUUGCAAACUGAAGACUUGCUGGACAAAUUAAGUGUUGCUCUGACUGGCGAGGAGCUUGCCAUCAUUGAAAAGCUUUAUUAUCAAGCGAUGAAACUUGAGAUAGACUUUUUCUUAGCUCAGCCACUUAGUCAGAAAACUGUCAUACCUCUUAUAAGAUAUCACGACCCAGCAGAACAUUGCCUGAUGCUAUUUUCUGAUUUUGAUUUGACAUUCUCUGUUGUUGAUUCAUCUGCCAUAUUGGCAGAAAUUGCAAUCAUGAAAGCUUCAAAGUCCAAUCAAAUUCAAUCAGAAAAUAAAAGCACUAGUAUGGCAGCAGCAGCUGAUCUAAGAAACACAUGGGGAGUUCUUUCCAAGCAUUAUAUUGAAGAGUAUGAUCAGUGUAUUGAGAACAUGUUAGUCACUGAAAAGGCUGAAAAGUUUGACUAUGAAGGUCUUCAAAAAGCACUUGAGCAACUCUCGGAUCUUGAGAAAAGGGAAAAUUUGAGGGUCAUUGAGUGCGGAGUGCUUAAAGGCUUGGACCUGGAAGACAUAAAACGGGCUGGGGAACGUUUGAUACUCCAAGAUGGUAGUACCAGCUUUUUUCAGAGUAUAAUAACUAAUGAAAAGCUUGAUGCAGACAUUCACGUCCUCUCCUAUUGUUGGUGCGCUGAUCUCAUUAGAUCUGCCUUUUCAUCAAGAGGGGGUUUAGAUGCUCUGAAGGUACAUGCAAAUGAGUUUAGGUACGAAGAGUCUUUGUCCACGGGGGAAAUAAUCACGAAGGUCGAGUCCCCUAUCGACAAGCUUCAAGUUUUCAAUAAAAUACUAGACAGCCGUGGCAAUGGUAAGAAGAAACGGACUGUUUACAUCGGAGAUUCAGUCGGAGAUGUGCUUUGUUUGCUUGAAGCAGACGUUGGGAUCUUGAUAGGCUCGAGCCCGAGUCUAAAAAGAUUAGGGGAUCAUUUUGGUCUCACUUUUACUCCACUGUUUCCUGCUGUGGUUGAGAAGCAGAAGAAAUGGAUGGAAGAAGAAGAAGACUCAUCUACUUGGAAAGGUCUUUCUGGUGUUCUUUACACAGUCUCUAGCUGGGCUGAGAUACACGCUUUUAUUCUCGGCUCAUAAUUUUCUUUUCUCUUGUAUUUCUUCUCACAUACUGAUAAUGUUCAUUUGGCUUUUUGGGAAUUUAGAUAAAUGUUCGUAUAUAAUACAACACAGAUACAUCUUGGUGGUC
Ipomoea nil (Japanese morning glory) is the source of this 2066-nucleotide messenger RNA. Its product is annotated as probable aminopyrimidine aminohydrolase, mitochondrial. Bases 221 to 1957 code for a protein of 578 amino acids. The record is from RefSeq and is a predicted model, not a curated record. NCBI's taxonomy places the organism in Eukaryota, Viridiplantae, Streptophyta, Magnoliopsida, Solanales, Convolvulaceae. Gene Ontology annotation, cellular component: cytosol. The transcript has 6 exons.